AUGGGCUUAAAACCAUCAAAGAAGAAACUCUCCAAGGAAGACAUGCAAUUCCUCAAAAAACACACCCAUUUUACCGAGAGACAGAUCAAAAUAUGGUAUCAAGGAUUUAUGAAAGACUGUCCGAAAGGUCUUCUAACUAAAUCAAAACUGAUGGAAGUCUAUUCGGACCUCUUCCGACAAGGGAACCCCGAGGCGUUUUGUGAUCAUGUGUUUCGAACAUUUGAUCACGACAACAGUGGCCAUAUCGAUUUCAAAGAAUUUAUGUUGGCCAUUAGUGUGACUUCGGCGAAAGACCCAAAGGAAAAGCUAACCUGGGCCUUCACGAUGUACGAUAAGAAUAAAGAUGGAACGAUUGAGAAGAGUGAAAUGGUGGACAUCAUUACGGCAAUUUAUGAGAUGCUGGGGUGUUCGGAUUCGCAGGAACCCCCCGAAGAGCGCACAGAAAAGAUCUUUAAAAAAAUGGACGUUAACAAUGAUGGUGUGUUGUCCAGGGAAGAAUUCAUUAGUGGUUGUCUUGACGACGAUGACCUGCGCCAAAUGUUGACAGUAGACGCCAUCUGUGCCCCAUGA
Molecule: messenger RNA, 570 nt
Organism: Acanthosepion pharaonis
Lineage: Eukaryota; Metazoa; Mollusca; Cephalopoda; Sepiida; Sepiidae
Source: the annotation of a GenBank genome assembly